This is a messenger RNA of Clonostachys solani, 3876 nucleotides long. The record is from the annotation of a GenBank genome assembly. Lineage: Eukaryota; Fungi; Ascomycota; Sordariomycetes; Hypocreales; Bionectriaceae.
AUGCGUCUUGGAACUUUUGACCAACAUUCUGCAGACCGAGGCGGCACCUUCUGCGACUGUAUAGGCACGGUACCGGACAAAGAGAACAUCGUUGUCAAGCUCCUGUCAGUCGAUCCAAACAACUACCAAGAUGCGCCCACAGAAGGUAUUCGCCGGAUCUUAGAGCAGGCAACUGGGCAGAAGUACCCUCGCGGCCAGCCUCUGGACACCGCAAACAUCGCCUCGAUUCGGAUGGGCACCACCGUCGCCACCAAUGCCUUACUUGAGCGCAAGGGGGCCAAGACCGCUCUUCUAAUCACAAAGGGCUUUGGAGAAGCCCUCGAAAUCGGCCAUCAGUCGAGGCCUAAGCUUUUCGACCUCGACAUUAAACGGCCGGACGUAUUAUAUGAAAAGAGCGUCGAGAUUGAGGAGCGAGUUACAAUCGAACAUGACUUUUCCGAAGACGGCCAUAUCGGCACCACAACCAGCGGCUUGAGCGGCGACACGGUUCGGAUACUUCAACCUCUUGUGUGCUUAUUCCUGGCGUUAGAUGAGAAUCAAGCACGAUCGGCCUUGCGAGAACUAUAUGAUGAAGGAUUUCGGUCUAUUGCUGUCUGCUUCACUCAUUCUUAUACCUUUCCCGACCACGAACUGCGUGUUGCAGACAUUGCAACAGAGUUUGGCUUCACACAUAUCUCCUUGUCGUCGCAGCUGAUGCCAAUGGUGAAGAUGACCCCUCGAGGCAUGUCCGCAAUGGCAGACGCCUAUCUCACACCAGUCCUGAAGGAUUACGUGGGCAGCUUCGAAAAGGGGUUUGAUGGAGGCCUGAGGAACAAGACUGACACCAAAUGCCAGUUCAUGCAAUCUGAUGGGGGCCUGGUGGAUUUCAGACUACUGUCGGGGCUUCGAGCAAUUCUAUCUGGGCCUGCCGGUGGCUUAGUUGGUUAUGCCAAGGCCUUGUAUGAUCCAGCAGAUGAAAAGCCUCUGAUUGGGUUUGACAUGGGCGGGACAAGUACUGAUGUCUCGCGAUAUGCUGGCAAGUUUGAGCAUGUGUUUGAAACGACGACUGCUGGGAUUACGAUCCAAGCACCCCAGUUGGACAUCAAUACUGUUGCCGCAGGUGGUGGCUCUAUUCUUUUCUGGAAGAACGGCCUGUUUACCGUCGGGCCUGAGAGUGCUGGGGCUCAUCCUGGUCCUGCUUGCUACAGGAAAGGCGGCCCUCUCACGGUUACUGACGCCAACCUGUUCCUUGGGAGAUUGCUGCCAGAGUAUUUCCCCAAGAUCUUCGGUCCCACGGAGGACUUGCCGCUAGAUAUCGAGAUUGUGCGACAGAAGUUUCAUGACUUGACUAUCACAAUCAACAAUGAGACUGGUAACAACUUCACCCCGGAAGAAGUGGCUAUCGGAUUCCUCAACGUAGCCGACGAGGCCAUGUGCCGCCCGAUUCGAUCACUCACGGAAGGCAAAGGCCAUGAUGCCCGGCACCAUCGACUCGCCGCAUUUGGCGGAGCCGGUGGGCAACACGCAGCAUCUGUCGCCCGUAUUCUCAGCAUCGACCAAGUUGCUGUACACAGGUAUUCAUCGAUUCUCUCGGCAUAUGGCAUGGCACUGGCCGAUGUCGUGCACGAAAGCUUAGAGCCCAGCUCACAGAUCCUAUCCGAGAAGAGUCUCCCUCAACUGAAAGCUCGCUUAGAUGCCCUACAAGAAAAAUCUCGAGCUCAGCUUGUGGCCCAGGGAUUCUCCGACGAAUGCAUACGGUAUGAGAGAUAUCUGAAUCUGCGGUACCAGGGCACCAACUCCUCUCUUAUGAUUCUUGAGCCCGCCAAAGAAAGCUUUGAAGAGGCCUUUUGUAACCGCCACUUGAGCGAGUUUUCUUUCACGGCGCCCGGAAGGCCGAUUCAGGUUGACGAUAUCAGGGUCCGGGGUAUGGCUCUUGACACCGUAGAAACCUCCGUACAAGGUAUUGCAGAGCAGCUGGCCAAUGCCGAGGCGAACUCUGUUCCCACCGGCGAUUCAGAUGCUUGCGACCAAGCUCAGGUAUACUUUCAAGACACGGGGCGGGUUUCGACACCCGUGUACAAGCUGGGAAGCCUGUCGCGAAAUCAACGCGUGACGGGGCCUGCUAUCAUUCUGGAUGCAACACAGACAAUACUUAUUCUUCCUGGAUCCGAUGCCGUUAUUCUAGAUGACAAGGUCGUCAUCAACGUGGGGAGCUCCGAAGCCAAAGCGCCCCGUCUAGACGUCAUUGACCCGGUUCUUCUAUCCAUCUUUGGACACAGAUUCAUGAGCAUUGCUGAGCAGAUGGGCCAGACUCUCCAAAAGACCAGCCUGAGCCUGAAUAUCAAAGAACGUUUAGACUUUAGCUGCGCCAUCUUUGGUCCCGAUGGAGGCCUGGUUGCCAAUGCACCUCACGUGCCUGUGCAUCUUGGCAGCAUGCAGAAUUCUGUAAAGUAUCAACACAAACUUCUCGCUGGUACACUGAAGCCUGGUGAUGCUAUUUUGACGAACAGUCCGGCUGCGGGAGGAACCCAUCUUCCAGAUCUUACGGUGGUGUUGCCGGUAUUCGACGACAAGGGAGAGCAGAUCCUUUUCUACACCGCAGCGAGAGGUCACCAUCGAGAUAUAGGCGGCUUAGAAGGCAUAACUGGUAACCCGCGUGCUACUAUGCUCGAGGAGGAAGGUGCGGUUAUUGAGUCCUUCAAGGUCGUAUCGGAAGGCAAAUUUGACGAGGACGGCGUCAAGAAGAUUUUUGUUGACGGUCCGGCGCAAUAUGCCGGAUGUACGGGCUCGAACAGCCUGCACGAGAAUAUCUCCGAUCUUAAAGCUCAAGUGGCCGCCAGUCACCGAGGAAGCUCUCUGAUCAAGAACCUCUUUGAUCAAUAUGGCCCGAAUGCCGUCCAGGUCUACAUGGAAGCUAUUCAAAAGAACGCUGAAUCCGCCGUUCGCAACCAUCUCAAGAAAAUCGCUCGCCGCCACCCAGAACCUCUUGUUGCCGAGGAUGGUCUUGACGAUGGAACUCGAAUUCAUCUCAAAAUCACCAUUAACCCAGAGACCGGACAUGGUGAGUUUGACUUCACGGGCACCGGAAUCCAGACUUUUGGGAACUACAACGCUCCCACGUCUAUUGUAUGGUCCGCCAUCAUCUACGUUCUGCGCUGUAUCAUCAAUGACGAUAUUCCCCUUAACCAGGGUUGUUUGAACCCCAUAAAGAUUGUCAUCCCCGAUGGAACCAUUCUGUCGUCUGCGUCCGGCGCUGCUGUCUAUGCUUGUAACUCUGCGACUUCCAACCGCCUGACAGACGUGAUCUUGAAAGCAUUUCAAGUAUGUGGCGCCAGCCAGGGCACAAUGAAUGGCAUACAAAUGUACGCCGUUGAGAAGGCCAAGCCUGGCGAGCCAUUUGCCGGUUAUCGAUAUGUAUAUGGUGAGACCAUCUGCGGCGGCAGCGGCGCGGGACCUACUUGGAACGGCGUCUCGGGUGUCCAUACGCACAUGACCAACACUCGAGUCAUGGACCCAGAAGUCAUGGAAAAGCGAAUGCCUGUGCUGCUCAGACACUUUGGGCUCCGCGCCGGUUCGGGUGGGAAAGGGCUACACAACGGCGGCAACGGCGCCAUCCGAAUCUUUGAGCCGAGAUGCCCCAUGACAUUUACCUUUAGUUGCGACCGUCGUACGACUAGGCCCUACGGCAUGGCAGGUGGCCUUCCUGGAGAGUGCGGUAUUAACAAGGCCAUCUUGGACCACCCGAGUGGCAAGAGACGGAUUGUCAACAUCGGAUCCAAGGGUGUGAUACAGCUGAAGGUUGGUGAGCAGUUGCAGAUUCACACUCCAGGCGGUGGAGGUUGGGGUGCACCUAAGGAUGUGAAUGGUGUGAAUGGUCUCGUGAAUGGCUCUCAAUGA